Molecule: messenger RNA, 138 nt
Organism: Brugia malayi
Lineage: Eukaryota; Metazoa; Nematoda; Chromadorea; Rhabditida; Onchocercidae
Source: the annotation of a RefSeq genome assembly
CACUAUAAAGCAAAAGCAACAUUUUUUCUUCUUGGUGAACGCAUAAAUAAAAAAACAUCUGAGAUAGUAAAGAAAAUCUAUAAUGCUGGUCAUGAGCUAGGCAAUCACUCCUGGUCACAUAAGAAAUUGACAUCACUC